ACGUUGAGAGCCAAAGGGGAGCAGCAGUCACUCCCGCCAAGAAAGGGAUCUGUCAUUCCCGCCAAGAAAGGGAGCUGUCAUUCCCGUCUUCUAGAAAGGGAGCUGUCAUCCCCGCCAAGAAAGGGAGCUCUCAUUCCCGCCAAGAAACGGAGCUGUCAUUCCCGCCAAGAAAGGGAGCUGUCAUUCCUGCCAAGAUGGAGAACACCCAAGCAGAAGUGGCAGCAGGGCACCCGCCUGUCAAUGGUGUCAGAGGAGGAGGGACUGGAUAUGGCUGGAGUGAAUUUGGAUAUCGACAAGAUGAGUGUAUCGGUCGACAUAUCGAUGCUAGGACUCGAGCAACAGCUGCACUGCUCUCGGUCUGGCCAAUGCCCAACACCGCAAACGUGGGCCAUCAGGAACCUCCUCGCCCACUUGAGAAGGUCAACCUGCUAGCGGCAAGAGGAGAACGCGAGAGCGUGCAAAUCGCUUUGAGGCCGAAG
Molecule: messenger RNA, 479 nt
Organism: Chara braunii
Lineage: Eukaryota; Viridiplantae; Streptophyta; Charophyceae; Charales; Characeae
Source: the annotation of a GenBank genome assembly